Dissoconium aciculare CBS 342.82 is the source of this 1061-nucleotide messenger RNA. RefSeq lists its product as uncharacterized. Lineage: Eukaryota; Fungi; Ascomycota; Dothideomycetes; Mycosphaerellales; Dissoconiaceae. The record is from RefSeq and is a predicted model, not a curated record. The transcript has 2 exons. The coding region runs from base 165 to 941 and encodes 258 amino acids.
CCCAUUGGCCGUCGCUUCCCACCCCAAAAUGUGGUCCGUGAAACGCCAACGACGACUCAUCAUCGUGCCUUUUCGCCAGGCGGCCGAAUUAAUUCCUUGGGUGUGCAUGCGCAUGCGAAGGGGGCUCUUUUUGCAGAAGUUUAUUUUUGUUAUUACUAUUCACGAUGCCCGCAGAUCUCUCCUUCUCGAUCUCUCAAUUAAUAAAUCGACUAUCAACCAAACAACACACGAUCAAAACGUCCUUCAUAACGAUCCCGCCUCGCCGUUCAUCAAACCACAGCUACGAGACCUACGAGAUCGACGCGGCAUUCCCAUCACACAGCCGUACCCUAACAACCUGCAAUCCCGCCGCCACUGCUACAAACCUCACGAUCCGGCGACACGAUUCCACAAUGUCUCUCGACCAGGCAUACUCAUUAGCCCACAUCGCACAAUGCCGCCUCAACAGGGAGUCAAGUCGACCCAACCGAAACCUGCGGGUCAUGGUCGGUCACUUGAGCCACUACCAAUCGCUACGACUUCACAUUCUCGACAUCGAGAGCUCCUCAAGUAGCGAUUUCUCCAAACCCGAACUCUCCCGAACCCUCUCGUCUUCAAGCCUAUCACACGGUCAACCCUCGAGCCACCUCGAGGAAGUCCUCGAAUACGACGACGACAUCCCUUACGACGACGAAGCCGACGACGACUCCCUCUCCCUCUCCCGCUGCGCAUCCAACUUCACCGUCCCGGCUGCACACCCACCACAACAGCAGCCGCAGCGUCUCCCGGAUCUCGAAUCCGACGACUCCGACGAGUCCGACCACGACGACGAAUACGACGAAUACGACGGUCCCGUCUCCCCCGAGGACGAGCGAUGCCCCAGCGAGGCCGUCGUCGUCCCGCAGAUCUCCGAGCUGGCCAUCUCAGGCCUGUACCACCAUCGCGACGUCGAACGAAGGUGAAGCGUGCAUGCGACUGCCGUCUUCACAUCCGGGGAAUGACGAGUCGUCUCGUCGGGUCUGGGCUUUUUCUUUAGCGGAUUGGGAUUUUGGUUUUUAUUUUUAGCGAAGGCGUUCCAUGGU